This is a messenger RNA of Quercus robur (English oak), 1148 nucleotides long. RefSeq names its product DEAD-box ATP-dependent RNA helicase 15-like. The transcript is spliced from 5 exons. Bases 507 to 980 code for a protein of 157 amino acids. Gene Ontology annotation, molecular function: RNA binding; ATP binding; RNA helicase activity. The record is from RefSeq and is a predicted model, not a curated record. NCBI's taxonomy places the organism in Eukaryota, Viridiplantae, Streptophyta, Magnoliopsida, Fagales, Fagaceae.
CUAAAAACUCUCUCCUCUCUCUCUCAUUUCAACCUAGCUCUCUCUGUCACUCUCCCUAACACUCCACUCUCUCAACCUCGACUGCGCCUCCACCACUCUCUCAACCCCGACUGCGCCUCCACCAUUCUCUCAACAUCCACGCUUGCUCUCUGCCUCUCCCUCAACCCCAUCGGCACCGUUUCCCGCAUACCCAACUCAGACGAAUAACCAAAAACAAAGAAAAAACGACGCCAUCUGAGAUCUCGACCCCCAAACAGUCGCACCCUUUUUGACCCAGAUCAGAGAGAGAGUAAGGGUUGGGGUUUGGAGAGAAUCGGGUGUUUAAGUGAGAAAUUGAUGCUUUUCAGACCCAGAUCAGAGAAAGUAAAGGUUAGGGUUUGGAGAGAAUCGGGUUAGGGUUUGAUGCUUUUUCAGGUUUGAUCUAUGGAGGGAUAUGAGAUUGAGAGAGAAAGAAAGAGAGUUUGGUCGAAGGAGAGAAGAAGCCACCAUCGGAGGUCGUGGUUGUGAUGAAAAUUAUCCUUGCCGAUUUGGGCUUGUUUCAGAGAGAGACCUCCACUCGAAUAUUGGCUUUGGCAAGGGAUAAAGAUCUUGGAUUGAAGAAUGUGAGGCAUUUUAUUGUUGAUGAGUGUGAUAAGAUGCUAGAAUCACUGGACAUGAGGAAAGAUGUGCAGGAGAUCUUCAAGAUGACUCCUCAUGACAAGCAAGUUAUGAUGUUUUCAGCAACUCUCAGCAAAGAGAUCCGCCCUGUUUGCAAAAAAUUUAUGCAAGAGCCAAUGGAAAUUUAUGUUGAUGAUGAGACCAAGUUGACUCUUCACGGUCUUGUACAGCACUACAUUUUAUUGAAGGAGGCAGAGAAAAAUCGCAAAUUGAAUGACCUUCUUGAUGCAUUGGACUUCAAUCAGGUUGUCAUUUUUGUCAAGAGUGUGACCAGAGCUGCUGAGCUGAACAAGUUACUUACCGAGUGUGACCAGAGCUGCUGAGUUGAACAAGUUACUUUGUUCAUGAAUUUUACUUUUAUUUUUCAUAUUUUUAUUGUAUGGGAAAAACACUUAGAUGGCUGAGUUUUUUGCUCUGUCAAGUUAAGAUUAACAGAAACAAUCGUGUAAUAUUUUCCACACAAAGGUGAUAUAAACAUGCAUUUUACUUUC